Messenger RNA from Sipha flava (yellow sugarcane aphid), 3705 nucleotides. RefSeq names its product aminopeptidase N-like. Bases 886 to 3498 code for a protein of 870 amino acids. The transcript is spliced from 12 exons. Gene Ontology annotation, molecular function: metalloaminopeptidase activity; zinc ion binding; peptide binding. NCBI's taxonomy places the organism in Eukaryota, Metazoa, Arthropoda, Insecta, Hemiptera, Aphididae. Gene Ontology annotation, biological process: peptide catabolic process; proteolysis. Gene Ontology annotation, cellular component: cytoplasm. The record is from RefSeq and is a predicted model, not a curated record.
GCGGUUACCGACCUCCGUCGGCGGCGUUCAGCGGUGUGUUUCACGCGUCGGAAGCAUAUUGUCGUGGUGUGGAUAUGCGGUGUCGCGAUAAUAUUCGGCGCCUUCCUACAGCAGCACAAACCACCCCCUCCCCCUCCAAACUUAUGUUUUUCUAUACGUGUUCAAACACCCCGGAAUAACGCCCCGACGGACAAUUUAUGUAAUAACAAUAAAACAUCGAAAAUAAAUAUAUCUAAUAAAAAAGUUAACAGACAUUAUUAUUAUUAAUCGAACACGCGUAUCAAGCCGUAUCCGCGAAUAAGUCUCGUUGUAUGCAUGCAAUUUAAAAUAAUAAAAAAAAAAACGUUUCUGCGCGUAAGAUUGUUGAAAACCAACUAGACACAUCUGACUUCAAACACAUCGUGUUGGAUGAAUUCUUUUGAUUUCACUACAUUUUUUUUUCAAAAUAGAACUAGCUAGAGUCUACAUGACCCUUGGGUCUGCGAUUGACGUGCGUUAGAUUUUCCAUCCGAUACCGGUUCUUCGAUAUUAUGUGUAUACAAUUGGUUACGUCGAUCAAUCGCUUUCCAAACAUCGUUUGUGCUCGUAUAAUGAGCGUUUUCGAAUAUUAUUAGAUACAUAAUUAAAUUAUAAUUACAUUCAAGGUGUGACAGUUAAGUUUUUCGAGAAUUCAGUUAUAACUCGGGAAUGGGCCACAGUGGGUCGUUUGUAAACAUAUGUGAGAUAAGAGACGAUCUUUUUUAUCGGCAGUCGAAGUUUUGAGUCAAAAAGUCGGUUUUUUGUGUGCUUUAUGCACGUUUUUCAAAAUCAACUUUUGCAGUCACGUCGUGAAUAUCAGUAGCUCACAUCGCAAGCAAUAUGCUGUGAUCCAAUUUUUCGUUAAAUAUGACGAAAAACCCUAAGAAAUUAUCCGAAAAUUAUAAGCGGUAUCGGAGGCAUGUGCAUGUCGAAAAAUCACAUGUUUGUGAACUGGUAAAGUGGUUAAAGGUGGGGCGUGAAGUGAUAGAUAACGACCCACGCGAAAGAGCUCCCGUCAUCACUCGUACCGAUGCAAACGUCAACCGUCAGCACGCGCUUAUUACAAGGGAUUCAUGGUUGGCCGUGACUAAAUUCGAACCUACGUACGCUAGAAAAGCGUUUCCCUGUUUCGACGAGCCCGCGCUGAAAGCGCCAUUUAAGGUUUCAAUCAAGAGGCGAUCACAUGAAAUAUCUCUGUCUAAUAUGCCGCUGUUGAACUCGACAAAAAUUGAAGGCACGGACAUGUACUGGGACCAUUUCCAAGAGACGCCACCUAUAUCGCCGUACUUGGUAGCGUUUUUCGUGGGUGAAUUCUACGCGAUGAAAACACGCACGAUAGGCAUAUACACGCACAGGAAAUACGUGACACAGGCCGCGUACAUAGCGGACACGUCGCCGUUGUUACUCGAAGCGAUGGAGAACUUUAUCGGAGUGGACUACGAGUUGCCUAAAUUGGACUUGCUUGCGAUCCCUGAUUUUUCGGCUGGCGCGAUGGAGAACUGGGGAUUAAACACGUACAGAGAGAGACUGUUGUUGUUGAGUGAUAAUUCUAAAACUAAAACGAAAGAGUUCGUAACAACGGUGGUACAACACGAAUUAGCACAUCAGUGGUUCGGAGAUUUGGUGACUUGUGAGUGGUGGGACUAUCUAUGGCUGAACGAAGGUUUCGCGACAUUCUUCGAAUACUUAGCGACCAAAACGGUGAAACCGGAUUGGAGGUUGGAAGAAGUGUUUGUCAUAGAAGUGCACCAAGUGGCUCUGGAGUAUGACCAAAAGCCAACACAUGCUAUAUCGGGAUCCGUGAACACACCGGACGAGAUCAGGGGUAUGUUCGAUGACAUAUCCUAUAGUAAAGCGGGAGCUGUGCUCCGAAUGUUACAGUACACAGUGACGGAAAAGAAUUUUAAAGAAGCGCUGAACUUUUAUUUGAAGGCUAACCGGUACGAAGCGGCCACUCCGGAAAAACUAUGGAACGCGUUCGAAAACGUCCUGUACGAAGCGGAUUAUGAAUUGGGUGAAAACGUUAAUGUUACUCUGUUUAUGAAUUCUUGGACUGAACAGGUUGGAUAUCCGUUGGUUACGAUUUCCAAAGUGAACGACUCGUUAUCAAUAACUCAAGAACGGUUUUCGGUCGUAGUUUCCAAUGAAACUGACGCGACGAAAUGGGUAGUUGGUUUGACGUACACGACGGAAAGUGAAAAAAAUUUCGGAAAUGUUUCUCCCAAAUUAUGGUUGAUAGAUAAUAUGAAUAUUUGGCCGAUUCUAAACGGAUCCGAAUGGUACAUUUUCAAUCUACAGUCGAUAGGAUUUUUUAGAGUGAACUAUGACGAAGACAAUUGGAAAGCCUUGGCUGAACAGCUACACAAAAAUCCUAAUGACAUACAUGUACUUAACAGGGCUCAGUUAAUCGACGACGCGUUUAAUUUGGCCAGGGUUGAAAAAUUAAAUUACACUUUUGUACUUGAUUUGACAGAAUAUCUAGAAAAAGAAAACGACGUGGUACCGUGGUAUUCGGUUAAAAAUGGGUUUUCUUACCUAAUUGAUCGGAUGAGACGAUGUCCACAUAGUUAUAAAAAUUUCAAAACUUAUCUUAGCUAUUUGGCUGGAAUGAUUUAUACGAAAACCGAAAAUUUAAUAUUAAAGCAACAAAAUGAAGAACACUCCGUGAAAACGGGUUGGAACGCUUUCUCGAAUUGGGCGUGCGAAUUGGAUAACGAACAAUGCACGAAGUCAGCAUCAUUGUACUUUGAACAGUGGCAUCAAGGAAAAAUAAUACCUGCCGACAUAAAAGAUGCGGCUCUUUGCGUUGGGGUGAAAAACGGAAAUUCGGAAAUAUGGAACGACGUUCUCAACGUUUAUAUUAAUUCUGAAUCGGCGUCUGAUCGUCAAUCAGCUCAAUAUGCUUUAGGUUGUUCGAAGGACUCAACCCAAUUAGCCAAAUAUUUAGAUUUCAUGUUCAAAGGAUAUGAUGGUCCAAUUCUUCCGCAAGACUUCAGAGUUAUUUAUCGUACAUUAGCGUCUUCUGUCGAGGGCAUUUCGGCGUUAAUAGAAUUUUUGACCAACAAAUUGGAUAGGAUUAUAAACGAAAUAAUUAAUGGUGAACAAGUCGCUACGUCUAUAUAUUCGUUGUUGGCUUCGAAGGUGGCUCUCAAAGAAGAAAUCCAAAAAAUCGAUGAAUUGAGAAGCAACCCACUGGUGUCAAAAAAUCUGCAACGAAAAUUCAACUCUUCAUUCGUUGAAGUAGAAGACAAUUUUAUGUGGUUUAAGUCGAACCAUCACUUAAUCGGCCAGUGGUCAAAAGCUGCAGUUCACAGACUCGGAUUAGACAGCCCAGUCACCACCCCUAAAGUACCAAUUGCGCCCAUACCAAUUUCCCCACCUAUUGCACCUGAGUCUUCGAGUGCAUUCUUAAUUAAACAAAAUAACUUUAUUUUACCAAUACUAUUGUCAUUGAUAUUCAGUAUAUUUUAUUCGUUUUAACUAGAGAAAUUUGCUCUUUAUGAGUUUUGAAGUGUACAAUACAUUGUUUAUUACAUAAGAUAACAAUGUAAUAAUAAUGUAUUUUUCUUGUAAUAAUUUAUCAUUUAAUGUUGUUAUUAUUCAUUAGUUAUAUUAAUUUUUGGAGAGUAUUUUGUAAUUCGCUGAACUUAAGACUAUAUAUCUUUAUAUUAAAACGUUAUAAAGAAA